AUGGGUUUGGGUUUGGGUAACGGGUUAAGGGAUAAGGUCUGUUAACAGAAAAAGUUAGAUCUAAUGCAUGUAAUAUUUUCGCAAAAGUACCCAUUUAUAAUACGUGUUUUUAAAAUGAUAUUUUACAGUUGAGAUAAGUGUGUAAAGUUUCAUGAUAUAUGCAAACACAUUGGCUGUCAAAGUGAACGAGAGGCCCUAUUAAGUCUGCUGUGACGUUAUGAUGUCGGGUCUGAGGAAGUGUCUUGUAGUUUCCGUCAACACCGUCACGUGGUUACAGCGGCGAUGUUUCCGACCCAGCCGCGUGUGUCUCAAACUUGAACUGAAGUACGAAACGGACCGCUAUAACGGAGUGCUGGUCGACCUGGCCGGGAUGCCUCAUGAGAUAUCGGACAUCGACUUUGACAAACUGUUAACAGACUCCUUGAUGUCGUGGCGCAGUGAACGCAAGUCGAACGUGUGGAUGAAGGUGCCCAUGUCUCUCAGCAGCCUCAUCAGCGUGGCCGGCCACCACGGCUUCACGUACCACCACGCCGAGGGCACGUCAGCCAUGCUUAAACUGUGGCUAGACGACAGCAGAGAUGACGUCACGCCGCAGUUCGCAACACACCAAAUAGGAGUCUCAGGUUUUGUUAUCCGAGAGGACGUCAGACAACUGCUGGUUGUUCAGGACAAACACAGACCCCACACAUUGUGGAAAUUUCCAGGCGGUCUAGCAGAUUUAGGAGAGGAUAUAGGUGACACUGCUGUGAGAGAAGUGUACGAAGAGACAGGUAUUCACACACAAUUUAUCUCCAUACUCGCAUUCCGGCAACAGCACAGUCAGCCGGGAGCUUUUGGACGCUCGGAUAUUUACGUAAUAUGUCGUUUAAAGCCGUUAUCGUUCGACAUCAAGCCAUGUAUUUCGGAAAUUAGGAAGUGCGAAUGGAUGGAUCUGGACAGGCUAAGGAAUGAGGUGUCGUCCACAGCGCCCUUGACCUUGAGACUGGUGGAUCUGGUGCGGUUCGGCUUGGAUUCCGGAUUCGACAACAUUGAUAUCUGCGGGGAGGAGAUGCUCUCGAUAUACAAGGGCUUAAAAUAUAAACUGUAUCACAGACCGCUUCCAAGUACGUGGAAGCUGUGAUGUUUUCUCUUUUUUAGCUAUGUUAUUUAAUCUAGUGAUGUUUUUAAGAUAAGACAAGGUCUCAUUGCAGGUGACUUACUAAAUGAUAGAAACAAAAUUAUUCUUGAAAAUAAUAUUCAUAUAAUUAUGGAAAGAAAUAAGGGAACAUAUGGUAUCAAAUUUAAUUCACUUUUAGUUAAAGUUUGUUUUGUUUAAUGACACCACUAGAGCACAUUGAU
Messenger RNA from Gigantopelta aegis, 1338 nucleotides. RefSeq names its product nucleoside diphosphate-linked moiety X motif 6-like. NCBI's taxonomy places the organism in Eukaryota, Metazoa, Mollusca, Gastropoda, Neomphalida, Peltospiridae. Gene Ontology annotation, molecular function: ADP-ribose diphosphatase activity; NAD binding; NADH pyrophosphatase activity. Bases 218 to 1120 code for a protein of 300 amino acids. The transcript is spliced from 7 exons. The record is from RefSeq and is a predicted model, not a curated record.